This is a messenger RNA of Carya illinoinensis, 813 nucleotides long. RefSeq lists its product as uncharacterized. The record is from RefSeq and is a predicted model, not a curated record. The transcript is spliced from 3 exons. NCBI's taxonomy places the organism in Eukaryota, Viridiplantae, Streptophyta, Magnoliopsida, Fagales, Juglandaceae. Gene Ontology annotation, biological process: tricarboxylic acid cycle; oxaloacetate metabolic process; malate metabolic process. The coding region runs from base 1 to 813 and encodes 270 amino acids. Gene Ontology annotation, molecular function: L-malate dehydrogenase (NAD+) activity.
AUGGCGAAAGAACCGGUUUGCAUUCUAGUAACUGGAGCCAUAGGACAAAUCAGAUAUGCUCUCAUCCCUAUGAUUGCUAAGGGGGUCAUGUUAGGUCACAACCAACUUAAGAUCUUGCACAUGCUCAAUAUCCCACCUAUUACAAAGGCAUUGAAUGGGGUAAAAAUGGAGUUGGUGGAUGCUAUAUUUCCUCUACUUAAAGGUGUCAUUGCUACGACUGAUGUUGAGACACGCAUAAAGAAAGAAGACAUGGAGAGGAAAGAUAAUGCAAAUGCAACUUGCAAGGUUUUGGUUUUUACCAAACUGGAAGACACCAAUGUACUGAUAUUGAAGGGAGAAUUCAUAAUUAUUGUUCAACAACGUGGUGCUGUAAUUAUCAAGGCUGGGAUUGUGACUGCAAGCAAAUCAUUUAAGAUACUAACUCGUCCAAUGAUGAUGUUAUUGGAUCACCCAGUAGUGAGUGGUGAUGCAAUAUCUACACCUUGUGGGCAAUGUGCUUCUAAUGAGGGUUUGUCACAUUCCAAGAACGAGUACAAGGCCCGAGUCAGUACAAUUACUACAUAUAAAGCUGAAUUUGAGGUUCUUUCUAAUAGAAUAACAGGAAUAUAUGAGAAAAACAAACUUAGUUAUUUUUUGAGUGGCCUACGGGAUGAGGUCAGAUUACCUGUUAGGAUGUUUAAUCCUACUACUUUAAAUGAUGCAUUUGAAUUGGCUAAGAUCCAAGAACAAUAUGUCUCGAGUAGUAGAAGAUCUUGGAGGAAUGGAUCUACAGAUUCUAGUCAGUUGGGUCCAGGGUCGAGUGUGUUAAAAUAG